AUGGAGUCGUACAUCCGUGAGAGCAAAAAGCUGACCUUCAAAGGCAGCAAAGGGAAGAAGCUACUUCGUUACGUGGACAUCUCACUGAACAACAAAGCCCUGCACGACAGUCACAUAGUGGAGUUGGUGAAGAUUCUGAAAAAAUAUAUCAAAGUGGUCUACGGCACUUAUUACUAUCUCAACAUAGACCUCAGCGAAAACUACAUCACAUGCACGGGAUUAAAGACGCUCCUUAAGUUUAUACUCAAUUGUAGUGACAACAUAGGAGUGAACAUUCUGAAAUUGUACAAAAAUAACAUAAGGGACGAUGGAGCGUCUCUGAUAAAGCAGCUGAUUUACGUUCAGAAAAUUCCGAUGGAAGAAUUGCACCUGUCACAUAACUUCAUCCAAGAUAGCACUUGCAGAGAGUUGUUACUCAGUUUUGUACAAGCCAAGAGGGAAAACAAUUAUGUCUAUCCUAGGUACGAAAAAUAUCAGACUUCCUACAAACCUCUGCAAAUCCCUGUGUGGAUAAGGUUAGAGUAUAACUGUAUUCAGAAUCCGAAGGAGAUUCUCAGAGAAGUUGAAGACUUUGCUAAGAAGAAGAGAGGGUACAAGAGCAACCUAAUUAUCUGUGCUGCUUUAAAAAGCGACAAACGUUGUUGUCCGUAUAAGUGUCUUAAUGCCACUGUGAGGAACACACCAAUCAUGCAUGUGUAUAUGUUUAUCCAUCAGAAGGAUAACAUUACUCAGUCUAUGUAUGCCAAUGGGAAAGUGAUGAAGGAGGAGAAGAGGAAGGAGUUCUCUACCCCCUCUGAGGUGAACGAUGUGGGUAGACUGCACAAUAGCGUCCACUUGGAGCGUAGAGGCGGUGCGCAGGAGGAGGACGAAGAAGCGGCACUGGCCUCCAAGGGGGAUCUAAACGGGGACACGCGCAGUCGUGCCGCGAAAGGUGUUGCUAGAGGUACCUCGAAGGGUCCAUCGAAGGGGGUCUCGAAAAAUUCCGCCAAAAGUGUCGUGAAGGGUGGCCUUCUCAACUGGGUGGAGACCGUAGCGGGCACGACGGGGGGCGCGGGGAAGCCCAAAGAUAGGAAUGACAAGACGACCUCUGUUGGGAAGAGAGUGACCGCCUCGGGGAAGCGCCGCAUGAAAGGCAGCCUCCUUCAUGAUAUGAGUGCUGAUGAGGAGGAGGAAGAAGAGGAAGAGGAGGAAGAAGAAGAGGAAGAGGAGGACGAUGAGGAGGAAGACGACGACGACGAUGAUGAUGACGAUGAUGAUGAUGACGAUGAUGAUGAUGACGAUGAUGAUGAUGACGAUGAUGAUGACGAUGAUGAUGAUGACGAUGAUGAUGACGAUGAUGAUGACGAUGACGACGAUGACGACGAUGAUGAUUACCACUACAAUCGCGGAAACUCCUUAAAGACGGAGUCUAAAAAAGGCCUCAAGGGGAAGGAGAAAAACGGCCAGCUCUCCGACGCGGCCUCCCUUUAUGCAACCAAAAAGGGAGCCGUGGCCGGGGCGCAGACGAACGGGCGGGAUCAGGAGGACUACGACGAGGAAGAAGAAGAGGUGGAGGAGAAUGAGGAGGAGGAAGAGGACUCCCUAGAUGUGACCGACCCUACCAAGAAGAAGAAAAAAGGAAAAAAGAAGAAAAAGAAAAAAAAAAAGAAAAAGGAGAAGGAAAAGGAGAAGGAAAACAUGUCUGUGAGUCCACUCGAGGGGGGAUGCCAGGGGGAGAAGGAGAACGACGAGAACGGUGACAGUGGCAAUGGAGAUUGCGAUGACGAUGAGGGCGACCAUCACCAUCUUCAUCACAAUGAUGACCUAUUCACCGCGGGGAAGAGUCAACUGGGUGCAAUGGGUCACCCCUUUCGGAUGGACAGGGGUGCCGAGGACGACGCGCUCACCUCGGAAUUGUGCCCCCAGCGGAAUGACCGCAUGAACCUGAUGAGCGACACUGUGAGUAGCCUCCCCCUCUACAUCAUCCUAGAUUGCAGCGCUGUUCUCGACAUGAAGGAGAUGUGGAAAGACAACUCCUUCCUGCCCUUUAGUUUCCCCGGACUGCUAUACCUCUACAAUAAUAACUUGUUGAGGGCUAACACGGAGAGAACCAAGGGGGGGAGCACUUCAGCAAGCGGAGGAAGCGAUGGAAGCUGCAUAGAGGGGACACCAAACGAUGCCUUCAUCUGCCUCAUGUGCAGCUACGUUGCGAACGAACUGAAGCUGGUCUGCCAAAAAAGCGAAAUCAUCCGGCAGAAAAUGGUAAAUCUGAAACUGAAUAUCUGGGACAAGUUAUCCGAAUUGGGAAUAAUCGAAUUUUUAAGCGUGCCAAAGGAUUUCAGAGAGAAAAAGAAGACCUUUCUCAAUUCGUCCUUUCUAACCGAAGCACAGAUCAAGCUAGCCAACGAAUACUAUGACAUAUCAGAGGAGACUUUGCAGAUGAUUCAGUUCUCCAUUUUGUGGUCAACGUACAUAUACAAAAUUGGAAACAGAGAAAUCAUCAUUAAGAACGAUUCCAAGGAAAUCAACAAGGGUGAUGUGAAGAAAAGCAGAAAAACGAUUUUUACGGAGGUACUCUAUCUCACGUCGUCUCCAAACAUAUAUUCCUUCUUUGAGUACCUUUACGGGGAGGAUAUGAAUAUUAUCCUACCCCUCUGCGUCACGGUGAAUCAGAUUAAUAAGUACAUUCACGACGAGUACAGUUACGUCGUCGAGUUGCUCUCAAGUGGGAGGCCCGUGGAGGAUAAGGGCGGCAACUUCCUCCUCGAGAAAGCAUUUUUCAAGACGUUCAUAAGGGAGAAAUACGCCUGGUAUUUGAAAGACGGGGAGGAGGUGGCAACAGCGUCAGGAGUGACAAUCGCUGCGGGAGGGAUGAGCAAAAAGAAGAAGAAGAAGAACGGCGCAGCUGCAGGAGGGAGCCCCGCGGACGGCGCCACCCCCAAUAGGAACGCAGACAAGUCAAAGGAUGGCCUCUUCUCAGGACAUGACAAGGGUAGUACCCCUUCUAUAGAGAGCCUCUCCGCUGCUGCGCCAAACCGUACAAGCAGAAGGGACAAGUUAUCAUCCCCCGGGGGGAAGAGAAGCGAUAACGAGUGCCUUAAUAGGAACGUGACAACCGCUGCAGGCGACCUCGACACCAAUGCAUAUGAUUACUAUGAUGUAAAAUCGGUCAAGUCCUUCUCCAAUGAGAACGUCAGUAAGCUGUGCCAGCUGGAGGGUAGCAUUAAGAAUGGGGCACUCGGGAUGCUAAGUAUGAACGGAGGAGAAACCGCAAUGAACUACACAGUGGAGGGUCAAAAAAGUGAGGGACCUCCAAACGUACGGAAAGGGAGAGUGACGGAACAGAUGGGGGGUAACAGACAUCUCCAUCUUAGUGACAACCAUGGAGGAGCGAACAAUGGAGUGAAAAGCAGCAUGGGUGGAAGGACCAGUGAGGAAGACACCCCCAAAGGGGAGGCAAAAGGUAACACAGCGGCUGGUAUGUAUGAGGCAGGUAUGUAUGCAUCUGGCAUGGACGCAAACAAUGUUGCGAAUGACUUGGGGAUGAUGAUGGUCACCCCUCCAGGUGCCUCAGAGAAGGAUGACCCAGCGAUGGGAACCGCACAAGGAGGAAACGACAACAAAGGAAGUCUAUACAGCAUGUUGAUGAAUGCCUUUAAUAGAAAGAAGAAGGGUGCACAGAAAGGUGCACAGAAGGGUACCGAGAAGGGGGCCCAGAGGAGUGCACAGAACGGUGCUGAUAGAGGGGAGGACAACGGCCAGGAAAAGGGACGUAACAACAUUCUUAGCGGUGUUGGUACUAGCCAAAGCGUUAGGGAUAACGUGGAUCUUCUUAACACUCAUGCUGGUGUGUCCACCCAUCUGCAAGAACUACAUCUCGAAGGGGGAAGAAUAGAGAACAACCAGAAUGAUGGAAGCAGCGGAAAUAAUGCAGCCACUCAGUCCCAACUGGAUAUGCAUAAUAGGAGAAUCAAAAGCACAAGCACUGAUCUGAUGGAGCAACUGAUACAAAGCGGUAGUGGGACUUCGACAAGUCAGGUCAACGUUGCCAGCGGGGCAAUGACGAAUGGAGGGGUGGCAGGAGCACAGAUGAGCAUCCCCGCGAAUGAUAAGGAAAUGUACGUUAGUAGUAAUAACAAUAGCGGAUCAAGCCUGCCCCCUGAGCAUUCUCUGUUCGCGUUUAACAGCUCCAUACUGAACGGUGUGGUGCCAAGUGCAAAGGGAGACGUAUCCUUCCAGAACCAAAUGGGUAUAGAUGGAAUGAGCAGUGGGAAGGAUGGCGAGGCAGUGGCCAAAGGGGGAAACGGCGCAAAUGUCAUAGGAGCAGGACUAGGGGGUGUAAACUUUUCCAUGAACGGUGCAGGAAUGGGUACCUUGGCCAAUAUCACAGACCAAGGGAACUCCAAACAGUCACAAAAAACUGCCAUCGAGACGAUAAUCGGUUCAGACAUACUGAACGUUAACGAGAUCGAACUGAAUAACUUCAUGGGAAGCAUCCCGAAAAGUUUCAAUGAUAGUCUAAGUAUGUAUCUUGAUAGUAGUAAUCGAAACGAGAGCUGCUAUGAUAGCAUCGUGCGAGGAGAAAAUAUGAUUCCCUUUUUUAAUCACAAUCUGCUGAAGGAUGAAGCGGAACAGGACUUUGCCGGCCUCCCCACGAGCGAGGGGGAGCUCAUAAGAACAGAGGAGCGCAUAAGAGAAGAGCACACAAGAACGGACAAGCACACGAUGACGGACAAACACACGAUGACGGAGGAGCACACCAAAUUGAACGAGAUAAAAAACGUUUUGGAUCAGUACAAAGUGGACAUCCUGGAUACGUCCCUCCUUCUGGAGGAGAUGAUUCUGAACCAAAACGUCUGUAAGUACAUUCCGUCAGAGAUGUACAACAAAAUCCUGAGGUGUUAUGAGCGGCUGGACUGCCUGUUGUCGGGCCUCAACCGGGUGGGCAGCCUAAGCGGGAUUAGCGGGAUUAGCGAGAUUAGCGGCAUGAAUGAGGUGAGUGGCAUCAAACAAGACAUCCUGUGCGAGGACUUUAAGAGCUACUGGGACUAUGCCUUUUCGAAAGACGAGUCCAGCCCGCUGGGCCUGUCUUCGAGGGAUCUGAUGACGAGCGGCGCUGCGAAGGUGAGCCUGGGCGGGGGCGCCGAUCCAAGCGAUGGAAGUGGUAUUGGAGGUGUUAGCGAUGUUGGUGCUGUUGGUGGCGCCGCGCCGGUGCACCAGGAUUUUAUCGACAGCGCGGGGGAUGUCAGCGGCAGCAAUAGCGGCAACAGGAGCGGUAACGUCGCAAAUGCCAUGUUUUACCACACGGUGACCGGGAACCGAGGAAGCAACAGCGCGCUGAACAGCAGCAUGUUGAAUGCCAGCAGCCACAUUGCAAAUGGGGGGAUAAGCGGCGGGAGCGGCCCCCUCUUGAUUAGCCACCUGAACGAUCAAGACAAUAGCGCGGUGACGCCUAAGCAGUCGAGGAAGAAACCCUCCAUGAAUGUCAGCAUGGGGACUGGUAACAACGUGGACCUCGGGAUCAGCUCGAUAAAGAACAACUCAGCGCAGAAGAGGUAUAUGGGUGGGUUGAGUGACGGCCUGGAGAACGCAACCUUCAUGAAUAACUCCCCUCGGGGUAAUGUAAGCGGAAGCAGGAACAGCCAAAUGGGCGGGAACGCGAACUACAGCCUGGGCCAUGGUGUACCCCCCAACCGAAACGCCAGCGGAAACCAGGCGGGCGCGCGAAACAGCGCCACCAGCUCGAACAACGCGAAAUUGAAUGACAUGAAGAACCACACCACACUGCCCAGGGACAGAAAUUUGAAUCGUAUAGACAUCGAUGAUUACAAAAACGUAAACAAGCUGCUAACCCUUAGUGGUAACGCGCAGAGUGUGAAAAUGAAUGGCGAGAAAAGCCCCUAUGACCAUGGCGGAGGAGGAAGCGGUGGUAAUGCACACAUGGAGCACCAGGAACAGUUCCCCCACAAAAUGAACCCCUACAACGAUGGUAGUGGCAGCGGUGUGUGUGACUCGAACUUGCUCGCCCUGAUCCACAUGAAGAAGAACAGGAAGAACGGGGGGGUGAGCAGCCUUGCAGGGCAGAAAGUAGGAGCGAAUAGCGGCACUGCGAAUAGCGGCACUGGCAACAGCGCCACUUCCAAUAGAAGCAUUUCCAACGAGUUAAAUGGCCUUCUCAACAGCAGUUAUAAAAAAUUGCUCAACAAUGAGACGAUUAGUCUUUUUAACAACCCAGCUAACAAAGACGCCGUCAAUGAAAUGAACUUAAAAUAUCUGGAAGUGCUAAACAGCCAAUUUAACUUUUCCUCACGAGAGAAUAGGAAAAACGACUGCGACCCGAACGCUCUCAACAGCAGUGUGAUGAGCUUUCAAAACCAAUUGGACAAGAAGUACAACAAUCCCUUAGUGGAUUUAUGCGACAAAGGUAACGUGAAGAAGUUGUGA
This is a messenger RNA of Plasmodium inui San Antonio 1, 6423 nucleotides long. RefSeq lists its product as hypothetical. The record is from RefSeq and is a predicted model, not a curated record. NCBI's taxonomy places the organism in Eukaryota, Apicomplexa, Aconoidasida, Haemosporida, Plasmodiidae. The transcript has a single exon. Bases 1 to 6423 code for a protein of 2140 amino acids.